Messenger RNA from Aphanomyces astaci, 2000 nucleotides. RefSeq lists its product as hypothetical. The transcript has a single exon. Lineage: Eukaryota; Oomycota; Saprolegniomycetes; Saprolegniales; Verrucalvaceae. The annotation marks the transcript as partial. The record is from RefSeq and is a predicted model, not a curated record.
CGUUAGCUGUGCACAUGUCAGAUUCUGAAGGCAGUCGUCAAGUACACCACUUGGUGAUUGAUCUCGUCUCAUCGGACGAAGAUAGACCUGUAGAACUAAAUUAUGAGGACGAAACAAAGUCCGAUUUUAUCGAUUCUAGCGCCUCGAGUGUGGGUGAUGACAUUCCAACUCAAGUCGACGACGAAACCAAGUCGGAUAACGACUCCGCCGUGUCACCAAGAGCCCAUGUUCCCGGGGCCGUGGAUGUAGACGAUAGCAACCGGGACCAGGUAGACGUCUCUACUGGCGGUGCUCCUUCCACGGCUGGACCGUGGUCCAUGAGGAUUCCAAGGCAUCCUGACGGUCGCCUUGUGCAUGAAGCCCCUGACCCUCGAAUUCCAACUAUACAAUCCCCACUUACCAUCCAACAGUUUGAGUACCAAACCAGUCAAACACUCAGCUACAUCCAACUUGUUGGUGAGUUUGACAUUGAUGGUGUCACCAUCGAUGGUCCAGUGGAGAUUGUAAACCACCUUGCUGGCGUUCACAUGGAAGUGUGGGGGGGUCCAUCGAGACUCAUGGAUGCGUCAGGCAAGCGAGAAGGGAUGACAAAGGUCUCCUCGUGUGGCUCAGCCUCUUACUACAUCCCUGAGGGGCUACGGUCGCCCUUCAUUGAGGCGCUGAAUGACCACUUUGGCAUUCAACUCCUGUGUCGUCCAGAAAGACGAAACCUCCUCAUGGAGGCAAGAACGAUGACACGAUGGGAUUUUGUCCAGGCGUUGACUACAAUCCAAUGUCCACGCGUCUUGUAUCAAGUAUACGGUGAGAAGAGCUCAGUGGAUGACUACAGCAAGUGUUUGACUUCGCUCAAGACGGCUGUGCCAUCCGCUUUGAUUACCGUGGACUUCUCGCGACAUGUGGGGUACGACAGGGAACUCAAUGUCCCCCCGUACCAGACUGUUGUUGACACGGUGAUCACAAACGAGCCUGGCUUUAGCACCAUGCGCAAGGUGCUAUUUCGCGAUUUCAGCUUGGCCCAAAUGAUGCAACUACACCCACUGCUAUUCAAGAUCGAGGACUGCUACGGCACGGUUGUUUUUACCAAGACAAAAGAAUCAACCCACUGGCCAUGGCUUGAAAAAGUCAAAGUGUACAACAAAUCCGUUCACUACUUGAAGUCAAAGCGGUCGGUGAAGUGGUCCUGGAUUCCGAAAGGACUUAAAUCACUGAAACCUUUUCAGAAGCACUUCGAAGAUGCCAUUUACGUCUACGAUGAAAACAAAGCAUCGGAUUCCAUGAAAUGGUCUCGAGUCGAGCUGACCAUGGAAUGGGUCGACUUGGCCACCGCUAUCAGCCGCUUCAAAACUGUCUUCAAGAGCUUGAAGAAAAUCAUGAUCGCACGGCACAUCGACAUGGACGUGUCGAUCACUUGCAUGGAAAAUCUCUAUCGCGGUCUACGCAGAGACAAAAGACUCUUCUCUGGCCAAUGGGGUCAUUUGCUCAACGAGACCCAGCGACGUGAGUUUGCUUGGAUGGUCGAUACCAUUGGCACUGGCAGCCACGCCAUUCAAGAGCUGGUCCGCAAGUCAUACAUUGACUUGGGUAUUCACCUGUUCGUUGAUUACAUCUUGGACGAACAAAGCCAAAGUUCACGAAGCGAGAGUGAGAGCGACGUACAACGCAGCUCCUCAAACGGAAGCGAUUACGACGAAUCUCCUGAGCGUGUGCUGUCAGACGAAGCUCUGCGUAUUUACCAACAAGUGCGGAUGAAUCCAACAGCUCAAGGGAAGUUCAGGGCGCAUUACAAGUCUGGUGGCCAAUGCAUGGCCCGUGAAACCAGGAUCGCGCUCGCACAAGGCCUGGAAGCCAAGGGAAUUGACUGGGCCAACAAACUCAUUCUUUACCCCGUCGAUAUGAUGGCCAUUUGAUUAGUAUAUAUCGGUACCUAACUGCUAGAUGUAGCUUAGAUAACCCAAAGUGAACUAGACUGAUAAUAGUAAUACAUAAGCUUUCAAAGUAUA